Messenger RNA from Parus major (Great Tit), 9721 nucleotides. It is a transcript of the gene MAP10, whose product is annotated as microtubule associated protein 10. Gene Ontology annotation, biological process: positive regulation of cytokinesis; cytoplasmic microtubule organization; mitotic spindle midzone assembly. The transcript has a single exon. The record is from RefSeq and is a predicted model, not a curated record. Gene Ontology annotation, molecular function: microtubule binding. NCBI's taxonomy places the organism in Eukaryota, Metazoa, Chordata, Aves, Passeriformes, Paridae. Gene Ontology annotation, cellular component: mitotic spindle pole; mitotic spindle midzone; cytoplasmic microtubule. The coding region runs from base 7 to 2448 and encodes 813 amino acids.
GCCGGCAUGGAGGGUCUGUUCGCGCUGGAGCUGCUGGUGGAGGCGCUGCGGAUGGCGGAGUCGGGGCCCGCGGAGCUCCCAGAGCCCGCGGAACACCCGGCCGUGGCGCUGCGCCUCUUGGACUUUCCCACCCUCGUGCUGCGCCCCGCCGCUGCCGCGCCGCCUCUGCGGCCGGGUCAGCUCUUCCCCUUCGGGCGCGGCAAGCGCUGCUUGUUCCGCUGGCGCCCGGACACGCUUUUCGCCGCGCUCCGCCGCCGCCCGCUCCGCGCCCUGCUCCUGGCGCUGCCCGCCGGGCUCGCCUCGGGACCCCCCCGCCUCCUCGGCAGCUGCGCCGUGUCUCUGGCCCCCGCCGCCGAGCUGCUGCAGCGGCCCGGGGCGCCCUCCUCCUGCGGCCGCCGCGGCCGCUUCGCUCUGCGGGACACCGCGGGCCGCCCCGUCGGGGAGCUGGUCCUGAGCUACCGCCUCAGCAGCCUGCAGGCCGGUGAGGCGAGUCCCGCCAGCCCCCGCGCUGCCACACCGCCUGCCAGCACCCCUGAACCGCGAGACGACGAGGAGGAGGAGAAGGAAGAGGAGGAGGAGGAGGAGGAGGAAGAGGAGGAGAGUGAGCAGCUGGAAGGCAAUGUCUUUUGCCCUCCGCUGCUCUACUACAGCCGUCAGCCGGCUGAGCCCCAGCGGAAGCCAGCAACAGUGGGGCAGUGGGAGCAUGUCGAGCCCCAGAGACCGCAGCAGGACAAGGGCCACAGCCCACCACGUCCCAGUGCUGGGCCCUCGCUGCUGCACCCCGCCAGCCAGGGACAGCUCCACAACACCCUGGUGCAGCUGCCGCUACUCAGUGCCUUGCUGGCGGAGCUGGCGGUGCUCACAGGCAGCGCUGUGCCUGCUGCUGCUGCUGUCCACCCCCAUCUUGCCUGGCCCUACCAAGGCCCGGAGAGUGGGGAUGCGGCCUCACGGUCCCCCAGUCGUUCCACUGCCGUCAAGCCUGCAGAGACACCUGUGGAGCCUGGCAGGAGCAGUGAAGUCACGAGCCCUCAGUUUAAACAGGGCUGUCAUAAGGCCAUCUCCCCAGGGUCUUCAGGGGUUGGGGGCAGACCCAAGAAAGCUGUGCCCCAGGGACAGCCAGCCUUUGAAAAGAACUGCAAAGUUAAGGAGAAUAGACCUCCCAGAAAGAAAUUGUUGUAUGGGCUGACAAAUACACUGAGGCUACGACUGCAGCAGACCAACCCGGAUAAGCUGAUAAUUCAUGAAAGGAGGGAGCAGUACAGAAAAAAGCAAAUUGAGAUGCUGAGAGAGAGAAGCCCCUUAUCCAAGAGAAAGCUGGUCAGAAAUACUGAAGAACAGCAUGUGGUGUCUUGCAGGCAUUGUAGCACGGGAGGCAGAUCAAAGCGGAAUAAUCAGUUGGAUAAAACUGUUCAGACUUCAUUAGAAAACAGUGCUCUCUCUGAGCCAAUUUCUGUUGCAGGAGAUGUGUCCCCUGGCCUGCAGAAACAAUCUAUUGCAAGUCUAUCCAGGAACAAUUCGACUGCAAGCGAGGAAUGUCCUUACAAAAUAACUACAGCCCCCUUACCAGAGGAAAUUCUGUUAAAAUCUGCUCACCAGGAAAAGUAUGCAAAAGCUCAAGUCCCAGCAGCAUUCCCAUCAGAUGCUAAUGCAAAAGGAAGUUACAAUGAUGCAAUACAGUUAAUCCAUCGUAAAACCAUGGAGCCUGAUGAUGUGUCUGUUGUAAGUGGUCAUAAACUAAGCCCCAGCAGGAGUGUUGAAAACAACUCUGAAUUCAUAUACUCUGAUGACUUUGUUGCUAGUCCGGAGAACACAGUUUAUUCAGAAGAUUUCACCAGUGCUGAGUGUACAGGCAGAGACUCUAAACUUCAUGCCAGCAGUCCUGAACCUCUGUGGCUUGAAAGACCAAAGCAAGAUAGGUCAGAUACAGAGCCAGAAUCCAGCAGGUCCAGAAUUUCAAAGACAAGUCAAAGAGCUCAAAGUACUUCAGAUCUUGUGCCAGUUCCUUCAGCUUCAUCUCCAGUCCAGUCUUUGAGGAGAAACUGUGACUUUAAAACCAGCACAGGAACUAGUGCUGAAUCUGCUGAUUCACUUAACCUUGCUGAGAUGGAGGCAUCAUUAUUAGAUGAAGAGCAGAAAGCCCAAGAGAUGAGUAAGGAAGAGAACAGGGGUGAUCAACAUAUUAAAGAAAUAUCUAUACUGAGAAGCAAACAAGUUAAAUCUGAUACUGAUCUGAAUAUAGGAAAGGGGCAGACCUCUAUAGGACAAAAACAGUCAGUAACUCAAGUUAGCUCUUACUUGCCGUCUGACAUGUCUGAUCUUGAACUUAGUGUCCUGGAAAACAGCAUGUCAGACAAAGAAGAUGAUUUUCUGGAGAAACUACAUGGUCCUAAUGAGUACAAGGACAUCAGUGAACUUGUAAUAAAAAAGCUCCCAGGAUAUACAAUGUAAUUAAAAGUUUUCACUGUCAGGAUUAAGAUACAAUAUUUAAACUUUGACAAUCCCGUUACAUUUAGUUGCACUAUAUGCAAGCUAAUUUAAGAUUUUAUCAUGCACAUUUAUUAUAUCAGUGAAUUUAGUUAUGACAUUUUAAAAAUAAACUACUAUUUGAAUCUCUAACAAAUGGUGUCUACAGCCUGACUUCAGCAUCAUUAUCUUAAUACAAAAGUAAUCCAAACAGCAUAUGAAACAUAAUUUACUGUCAAAGGAGAAAUUAAGACAGAAGCAGCAAAAGCAGUCAUUACCCACAAAAGUAGUCCAGGGUAGAAGUAAUAACAUGCUACCAGAACAGCCAAGUACAAAAUUAAUUCCUGACCAAACAGAAGGUUUUAUUCCUCCUGAAAAGUUCCAAGCUUUCCUUUUAAGUAACUAGAAAUAGUUACUUAAAACAUAGUCACAGCCAGUAGCAACACAGAAUUUCAUCAGCUAGUCGGUAUAAUAUGUUUGUUUCCCUUUUCCAUCACUAAAUACAGUGACUUGAACUAGAUGAGCCCUUCUAUAGUUUCUUAGGCUUCAUUUAAGUCAGAUUUUCAAAAUUUAUUAUAGAAUAGUGUAAGAAUUAUUGGUGAUAGUAAAUCUAUGUAAUCUGGGAAAGCUUUAAGAGGUGGAUGGAAGUUACAUGACCUUGAAGACUAAGGGUGUACAAGGAGUAGGGAAGAGCACAGUAAAUCUUCAAUGCUUCACAACUCCCUGAUUGCAUUCUCUGAAUCUGGGGAAAGAGGUGGGCACCCACAGUCCAGAAACUUGGAACAAGCAAGCUUAUUAUGUCAUGAUACAAAGAUGCAAGGUAAUGAGAAACUUUCCAUGUCUCCUUUGCCAUUAAGACAGUUGAACUGAAGUUUGCUUUUGAUUUCAGGUUUGCUUUUAAUGGCUUCCAGUUUGAUCAUUGAACUUAAUGUCUUCUGUUUAACUGCAGAGGUUUUUCUAGAGUCCAUAUGCCAAUCACAAAAUUUAGAGAUGUUUUUUGACUUGAAUUCUUGCUUUGGUUUUUCAUCUCAUGUAUCCCCCUUUCCCUUCUCUUUGAGUAGUUCAUCUCCUCUGUCAGCUUUACAUUCAUAACUAUUUCAUCAAUUAAGACAGUUACCCUCAGGGUUAAAUAACAGAUUUAUCCACUCCUCUUUCUUUAUAACAUACAAUCUGACUUUGUCAUUUCUCACUGUAACUUUCCAUAUACUUUACUGCAAGAGCCUGUGUUUACAUUUUAACAUCUUGGAGGAGAUUUUUUUUCCUUUCCCUCCUAUUAUGUGUUUGUUUUGUAGAAAUGACAUUACUUCUCCUAUUUAAAGCAUGAACAUCUGUGAGGAUUGCUGGAGUAUCUGGUGUUGACUUCUUAAAACACCACUAUUAACAUUUUUAAUCUGAAGGUAAACAGCUGAAAUUACCUAUAUACCAAAGGAAUCUCUGGCCAGAACAAUUUCUAAAUCUUGUUUAGGGUGUCUUUCAUUGGCUACAAUAUUUUUUUCCUUUUUCUUCCAAUACCAUUGACUUCUUUGAUACACAUGGACUCAGAUUGUCAUUUACACAUGGCAAUUAUUCUGAUUUUAUUGAUGGAGUAAUCUCUUGCACUUCUCAUGAGCAGAACUGUCAUUAAAAUACAUUGCUGACCAACCAUUUUUACAAUGUGGCUAUUUAAAUGAGUUGCUAAUGCUACAAAUGAACAAUUUGAAGGACAUUAUUUAAAAAAUUUUAUUUUAAAAAUAAAAGUUUAUUUUCAGCUCCAAGUGGGUUGAAACUCGAGGGAAAAUUUCCAGCAUUUUUCUAUCCCCUAUUCCAUCUUCACUUUUCAAUUUCCAGAAGCAAAUAUGGCAGGAGCAAUAUUUCUUUUGUUUAAAUAAUGAAACUAAUCUCAUAAAAAUAAUCUUUUCAGCUAAGUUUAUUUGGGGUAAAAUUUCUAAUGUUUACUGUGUAAUAGCAUUUAUAAUUUUAUCAGGAGAACAAUGAAAAUGACAAAACAUACUAGGAAGACAAUAGGAGACAUUGCACUAGAACAAAACUGCAGCAUCAUGUUUGCAUGGCUUAGCUUGUGUUUGUCUUUUCAAAUAUAUACUCCAGGUAGUGAUUAUUGCAUGGAGAGGUUAGCAGAUAGUUUGUACCCCCAGGGGUAAUAGUCUUUUCAGAUAUUCCUGUCUUGUUGUAAGAGUAAAGGAAUUAUUACUUAACAUUCAAACAUCAACUCUCAGUCAACAAAAAUGGGAAAGAACUUUAUUAUUGAAAACUCAUAAACCAAUAUAUUGGCAAGAAAUAGCUGCUAAUGACAAGAGGAUUCUAUGCCAACACAACAGAACAAAACAGAGAUAUUUACUACCAAUAUAAAAUAUUUUUAAAUGGCCACAAUGAACCCUGCUUUGUACAAUUUCUGUAAUAAUCCACAUCUUCAUUAUACUAGCUAGCCAGUUUUGUCAUUAUAACUUACAUCCUCUACCCCUGUUCCCAAGUAGUUAAGAUCAGAGGUUUAAUAAGAUAUUUCUCUAAUGGAGGUAUUACACCAUUUGUUCAAAAAGAUGUAAUUUCUAAACUGCAAGGGCUGAAUUGCAUGGAUGAUGUUUAUUCAGGGGGUAUGACAAUAUGCUGGGAGAAGCAAAUAAUAGUAGCAUCGACACUGCAAUUCUUGCAUGCUAUCCCAGAAGUAACAAAUGCUUAAGAAUACAUGGUCUCAUCGACUCAUUACAUCUAGAAAUUUCCUUGCUGUACAAUAUUUAACAGGAAACUAUAGGUACUUCAAGUUUUAUAUUGUUGUAAACAAAACUUUACUACAGUGAAAUUAAAAGGUGAGAAUUACUUAAACUUACAGAUCCUCACUAAAAAAAGCCACCUAACUUGUUACUUUAGACUUGUAACUUUAGCAAGAUCGCUUUAAAUCUGUAUGAUGUUUUAGAAAUAAGUUAGAUGGGUGUUCAAAAACAGUUUCAUUGCUUAAGGGUGGUUAAGUCUGCCCAAAUAAAAUUGAACUUCAUGUUUUACAAGACCCAAAACAAGAAAUAAACUCUUAGAUCUACAAAUUAAUUAAGAUUUUAUGACUGUUGCUAUAAAUGCUUUUUUAAAGUUAUUUCAGCAUUCUAUUUAUUAAAGUAAAUUUAGAUAGCCACUAUGUAACUGAUGAUGCGAUGGGAAGAGCAGGAUACCAAAUACUAAUAGUUUCUGGCACUCUUCCCCUUCUAUUGUAAUAUUUUCCUGCUGCUAAGUACUUGCAAGUCUUUUUACUUGAUGCAAAACUAGUUUACAAAAACAGUACUAAGAAGUCCCAGCCAGGUAGGUUUCCUCCACUUCAUUUUUUUAUUCCUCAGCACUUUGAUUAGAUGACACAGCUUUUUCUCCGUGAUUUCUCUGAUGGCAGUUCCUACAAUCUAUUUUAGUACUUGUAAUCCCUUCAUCAGUUUGGAAAUCCUUUUGCUCAGUUUUCUGAAAUUCCAUCCAGCCUUGGUAACUGUGUGAUUGAACUUUUGACUCAUUCUUAGUACUUUGCUUUUUCUAGGUUCCAGUAUUUGCCUAGUAUCAUAAUAAUUUUGUUUCUUCUUGUAAGUGCUGCUCAGUUAAAUGCUAGUUAUUAUUUAGAAAUCUCUGUGACUUUGCUUUCCUUCUCUCAGCAUUUGUCACCAGCAUCUACUUUGCUCAUCUUUGAUUGUCUUAAAAGAAGUCAAAUCAUUGAAUCCUGUAUUUACAUCCUUAAAAGGUUUUGUUGACCUUCACCAGCUGCUCUAACACAACUCAGAGCUGUAGAACGACCAUCCAGGACCGUGAACAUUUGCUCAUAGUUAUCAUUUGUUGUGGCAGACAUCAGGCUCCUCUACCUCUACCAAACUCUGCCUUUAAUCCUUUUCUAAAGUUUUGCUUUCCAAAUUAACUUUUCUUUUCAGAUGACUGAGGCCAUCUCUGUGACAACAGAUGUUGCCUUUAAUUUAACAUGCAUUUAGAACUAAUGGCAAUCACAUCUGCUAUAGUUAAUGUUUGCUACCAGAUAUGCUUGCAUUUUCCAUCCUCUCUUUUAGUCAGUAUACUGCUCAAUUUUAAUUUCAGUUUUGUUCACAUUGAGGUUCUUCCCUCAUGUUUAAUCCCUUGUAUGCACACAGUUCUGUUAUGCUGAACUCACUCAGACAAGCUGCAAUUUCACUUUUUCUUGUUUGGCAUUGACAUUCACCUGCAUUAAACUGUUUUUGCUUGGGUUUGGCUUUCAUGAUUUAACUUGUCUGAAUUUUAUGUGGCAAUUGUAAUGUAAACCUCCCCUUACUUUACAGAAUUGCUUGCAUAUUCCCAGAAGUGUAUUCAGUGUUCUCUAUUGUUUUCUAGAGGAUAAAUUUGAGUGUCUCAUGCUGGAGAAAACAGUAUUAAUCUUCAAUUCUGCAGAGACCUCUGCAAGUGAUUCAUUUACCAAUUGUUUAAAAUAACAUGGGUUGGUAGAGGAAGUGAUUAAAUAAAAUCUAAGAUACAUAUCACUCCUAACUAAAUGAACAUUUAAAGAUUGAUUCAGGUACAGAGAAUAAAAAACCCCAAAGCAAAACAAACCCACCUUCCCUCCUGAAACAACAAAAAAACACCCAUAAAACUAAAAUGUUAAAACACUUUCAGAUGUCUAUUAUAUAUUUUUAUUCUAAUCAUAGACAUUUUACAAACAUUGUGGGUAUUAGCCUAAAAAUUUCUUUCAUGCCUUCAUGUUCUCUAUGUAUUCAUUAACAGAAGGUAGCAGGUUUUUAAAAUGAAAUAAAGGUAUUUAUAUUGUCAAAUCCCCUGAAAUUCCAUGAGAAUUAGUCACCUCAAAAACGGUUCCAGAAUGGAAACCUAUGCAGAGGACUCUAACUGUAUUAUCACUUGGAAUGCAAAAGUGUUUUUGAAAGAAGAUAAGUCAUGCUUCAACAAAUAUUUUCAGAGGCAUUUGGAAAGUUUAGUGGUAUCAUGAUUGAAAGAAACUCCCUUGGUGUCAAGGAUAUCCCAGCCCUUUUUCUCUUGUCUUUAACUGUUGGCAGAUUCAGUAUUUUUCCUGUCCCUUAUACUUAGGUAGAGAGUACUUAACCUUUGACUCUUCCCUAAAUUUCCAUGUCAACAUGAUGGAAAUACCCAUCCUGGAUAUCCAGAACCUUAUUCAGAGACAUCUCCCCCUGCCUGCCCUGUUAUGGCUUUCAUCUUGAUGCCUCGCCUGUACCGAUUUCUCAUCACGUAUUUCAUUCCAUCUUUGGAAUUCAUCUUGCCCUGCUUAUCAUUCAGGAAAACUCCUAACACUUCUCAGACACUUUCACUGUUUUGUUCUCUUCUUUGAUAUCAAACCAAAGUUCUUAACAUUGUCUGCUGGGCUCUGCAUAGUUUAUGUCCUUCCUGCCUCUAUGAACCUUCUUCCUUCUCUUCACUCAUUUCUGUAUUUUUCUGUAAAUUGCUGUACAUCUGUGUUUCCUUCCUUCACAUCACUCCUGAUUAUCGUCUCUGGGUACCUGUAUUGCCUAGAGUUCUUGUCCACAGGAACAAGCCAGACAUAAAAGUUUGGAUAGAAACCAUUGGAUCUUGUCUAAUCUUCUCUACAUUGCAGUCCUUAACAUUUCAUAUGCUUACUCCUGACAGCUGGUGUCAACACUAGGAUAAGACUAAGGUAACAAUCAAAAUUUAAUGGGAUAUGUAGUGAAGGAAACUCCUUGUCAAACCUUGCUAACAUCAAACACAGUAUGAGAGAAGCUCUGAUGUACCAUGGGAUGCGGUUUUAAUUUUCUUAUGGAUAACUCUAAGAAGACUCAGCAAUAGAAUUACUGUGUGUAUGAAAAUCUGUUAACAGCCUUUUGAUGGUUGCAGGUCUCUCAUCUCCUGCUGCUUCUGCAGUGUUACUCUACAGUCCUCCAAACAUUGUGUGGCUUUAUUUGUAAAGUGGAAUACAUGUAUUUGGUUUCUUCAAAACAACCUUCAACAGGGUUCAGGAUCCUUCAACAAAAAGGCAGGCACCCAAAUCCAGGGUACUUCAGUACAUUUCCUACAUACCCAUUUUUAAUAACAAAAUAUUGGAACAUAUUCACAAUUAUCAAAAUCUUUUAUCAACAUUAGAUCUGGUUCAUUUUCAAUGAGAGCAGCAGAUUUGCUAACCUGAUGUUUCCCUGGUAUUCAUCACUGCUACAACACAAAUUUUUAAUUGUAUUCUUUUUUCAAAUUUUUAGCUGUUGAUUAAAUUCUGUUACAUUAAACACAUGCCAUGUGCAUUUAGUUUGGCUUGAUACAGUCAAGGUCUCCAUCAAGGAAAGCACUAAUUGCAAAAGAGUCCUAACUGAAAUCUCCUUUUUGUUUUUCUGAAGUCUUAUAGUAGUCAGCAUCCCUUGUCAGCUACUGAUCACUUUUAUAUGCCCAGAAUAUACAUCCAGAAAAGUGAGUCAUGGCCAAACUUAGAGAAGUGUGUCAAGAUGAGGGCUAAGUUCCAGAUGUUCCUCUGAAAUUUUCAUUGCUUCUUUUUAAAAUGGAACUGAAAUAUUUUUUCCCCAGCCUCUAUGAGAUUUCUAACACAAAAGGGAAGACAAAACUAAUUUUCUAGGAAAUGUCCCUAUCUUCUUAAAUACACAUCAAACCUAGACACAGGAAAGUUAUUCAAGGAAUGUUUACAGAAACCAUACAAGAAAUAUUUCCAAGCACUUUCCCAUUCCACUUAACAUCCUAAAUAAUAUGAGAACAGUGUACUUAUUACUUCCACUUCUGAUCUCAAUGGGAAGAACUGUGAAGAUACACAUUUUGUUUUGGUUUAAGUUUAGGAAUACUACAGAUCCCAGCAGUCCUGCUUUUACUGGAGCCAUUUCACACAGGCCUGCCAACAGUUCUGCAACUGGAGUAAAUACCAAAGUUGUGGAUCAGAUGUACAGCAGAAAGCAGACUAAAGCUGUACUGAUGCAAGAGUAACAAAAGUUUGAUCCCUGCACUCCAGGUCAAAGAAAGUAUGUGCUUCUGGAACAGCUCCACAGGCCUUACAAUUUGACCUGCGGGACAUUAAAAUGAAGACAGACAAUAAAAGGAAGGAUAAAGUAAGUUUUAUAGGGAUGAGUCCCUCUUGGAUGGAAACAUUUGCUUCUCUCUUGGCUAACUUAAGCAUCUCAACUGGUGUCUCAGUGUCCUGAUUGUACAAAGAAGAAUGUGUCUCUUAAGAAAAUCUGAAUAAAAAUUGCUAAUAUAUCAGAAAUGACAUUUUGACUAUUCCUGCACAACACACCACAACUUGCUGAUCAUUUCUUUCUUUUCAGUCUGGGAGUUGUUCUGGAUAAAAACAACCAGUACA